CGAUAGAACUGGCGCGAAAUUCACCGCAAUAUUGUCAAUAAGUUGGAAGCCAAUAUACCAACUGUAUGUCAUACAACUCUGUCAGAGAGGCAAAUAAUGAACGCUCGGAGUCCACCCAGAAUGGAUGCUGCACUCUGAAAUCGUGUGGAGAAAUGUUAAAACAGUUAUUGUGAAAAAAAAGCGAGUCAGAGAAUUAGUUAAUGCGUGGAAUAAACCAUCAUCCAUUCAUAAAUUCAGUUGACAGCAAGUAUGAGAACGACAACUGAGAUAAAUAAAAUAUAAUAAUCACAUUUGAGAUUCAAUAUCUACCGAAUGGAAUUCUGAGAUAGUGGCGCCUAGUUUACAGGGUGCGUUGCCCUGAAUUUUUUUGGUUUGUGCAACUAAGUCUUUUAGUUUAGUUUCGGUCGUCCUUCACAUUUGAAAAACUCAAGAUUAAUAGACCAUCACGUUCCUCAACGUUGGGUUGAAACGUUGGCGGACUUUCAAAUUCACUGUGGAUGAUAUUCCCAGGUUACUCGAUGCAUACAAAUUUAGGUACCUAUGUAGUAAAAGAACUUUAGAAAAAAUAUGCUUGUACUCAACAGUUUUCGUCGGUUAAUCAACACUCAGUCGAUAUCAUUCCAACCAAGGAUUAGAAAAUUGUUUAUUCAAGUCCAAGAAACUCCCAAUCCUAACAGCUUAAAAUAUUUUCCUGGUAAACCUGUACUAGGUUCUGGUACUAGAGACUUUCCAUCUUGCACACAAUCCACGUCUUCCCCGUUGGCUAGACAGUUGUUUCGAAUCGAAGGCGUUGAACGAGUCUUCUUUGGUCCUGAUUUCAUCACGAUUACUAAGAAUGACGACUUCGAAUGGGCUGUAAUAAAACCUGAUGUAUAUGCCACUAUAAUGGAUUUCUACAGUUCUGGACAACCUGUUGUCAGUGAAGAAAAAGCACAAGACUUAAAUAAAACCUGUGAUGAAGAAGAUGAAACAGUAUUAAUGAUAAAAGAACUACUGGAUACCCGAAUAAGACCCACUGUCCAAGAAGACGGCGGUGAUAUUAUUUUCAAGGAUUUUAAAGAUGGUAUAGUGCGAUUAAAACUACAAGGAUCUUGCUCAAGUUGUCCUAGUUCCGUAGUUACUUUGAAAAAUGGUGUACAGAAUAUGCUUCAGUUUUAUAUACCAGACGUAUUAGGCGUCGAGCAAGUUGAAGAUGAAUUAGAUGCGGUAUCCAAAGAACAGUUUGACAAAUUAGAGCAGAACAUACAUAAUAAAGAGAAAAGUGAAUGAACAAGUUAAUGCGUAGAUUAAACGAUGGGAUAGUAUUUAUUGUACAUCGUCUGAUGAGAGUCACCUGUUAAUAUGAAAUAAUGUACAUACUCGAAUUCGCUAUAGUUUAAUCAAUAAAAUAUCAGUAAUAUAUCUUGA
Molecule: messenger RNA, 1407 nt
Organism: Schistosoma intercalatum
Lineage: Eukaryota; Metazoa; Platyhelminthes; Trematoda; Strigeidida; Schistosomatidae
Source: the annotation of a GenBank genome assembly